CUUUAUUUGCUAUUAAUUUGGUUUUCAGGACCCUCGUUGAGAUUCUCCCUGUAAAAUUCUCCCUAGUAGAAAUAUCCUGUCGUCCUCGUUGUCCAAAUUUUCAUAGGAUUCUGCAUCCUUCUUAUCCUGGAAUUCCGAUGUUCUAUGUACUAUAUUUUGAAAUCCUUCCCGUUGUCCGUUAUCUAAGAUUUUGUUUUGUCUUGUCUUAUGUUUUUGCCCUUUUCCUUACCGGUUUUUGGGCAGGAAAACUUGGAGCCAAAAUCAUUAAAGAUGCCCAUUGCCAGGAUAAGCAACUCUGGCACUGGUAGUGAGUGAUAGCAUUUUCCACGGGUCCAAAACCCUUAAACCCCCGUCUUUUAGCAUUCCUUUUUUCUCUGCGGUAUCCGUCUCUAACAUGGGCGAGUCUAGCAAUAAAUCUGCUCCCAAUUUUGACGCUGCUGUUGCUGGAGUUUCACCAUCGAAGUCUGCCACGAUUGGAAAGAGGGAGGCUGAGGAUGAACCUGAGAAGCUAGUGACUGCAAAGAAGCAGAAGAGAGACUGGGUUUCCGAAAAUCAAAGGAAGGAAAGUAGUUCAGAUGAUUCGUUUUCAGAUCCUGGAAACUCAGACGAAGAUUCUGGUUUGAACGAUUCCAAGUUAGCCACUGCUGAAGGCAAGAGUGGACCCAGUGCUGUGAAGAAGAAAGUCGAAUCAAGGUCAGAUACAGGGAGUAGCUCUAUUGACAAAGAUGAUAUAAAAACAGAGGCAACCAUAGUGCCUGAGAAAUUCCCUGAUGCUAGUGAGAAAGAUCCUGCUAAGGAAGUUGAUUCAAGUAAAGCCUCAGGCUUAGAUUCUGACACCAGAACUAAUGAGGAUAUGGACAAUGUAACCACAUCAUCGAAGGAGUUGCUUGCUACUUCUGCUGCAGGUAAUAAUAUAUCUACUAAGAAGGUUGAGUCAAGCAAUGACUCAUCCCUGGAUAGUGGCUUAGAUGAGGAGGAUGUCCAGAAAGCACAUGUGACAUCAUCCAAGAAGCUGCCUGCUUCUUCAGUUGCUCAAAGGGAGGGGAUUGAGAAAAUUGACAACUCCUAUGAUGAAUCAAGAGAAGGCUUUGAUGAAUGCAAUGUUUCCGAAGAAAAUGAGGAGAUCAAGGAGAAGCCUUCUACUACUCCUCAGAAAAAUGUGAAAGAUGAUGAAAUGGUUGAUGCUGCCUCAACAGGGGCAACUAGAAAGGAAGUUCCUAAAUCAGCUGCUGCUCCAGAAAAACAAAAUGCCACAUCAAAAAAAAUAUUUGUUGGUAACUUAUCCUACGAGGUGAAAAGGGCCAAUUUGGAAGAUUUAUUUAAGAAUUGUGGAGAAAUUGUUGAUGUCUCUUUUGGUUUAUAUCGCGAUGGGAUGUUUAGAGGCUUUGCACAUGUUGAGUUUGCCACUGAAGAAGCUGCGAAACAUGCCCUUAUGUUGAAUGGGAGAGAGCUGUUAAGACGUUUUGUCAGAAUUGAGAUAGCCCGUGAAAAGUUUGCUUAUACCCCUAAUAGCAGUUGUAUGAACAGGAACAACUCAUUGAAGGGUUUUCAAGCAUCCUUUGGAGAAGAUGGGCCUACAACGUCAGCACCGUCUGAAGAACAAAAUGCCAGAUCGAAGAUGCUAUUUGUUGGAAACUUGUCAUAUAGUGCGGAAAGGGCUGAUUUGGAAAAUUUAUUUAAAGAUUGUGGAGAAAUUGUUGAUAUUCGAUUUGCUACAGAUCGUGAAGGGAGGUUUAAAGGCUUCGCUCAUGUUUUAUUUGACACAGAAGAAGCAGCACAAAGUGCCCUUAUGUUGAACGGAGAAGAACUGUUGAGACGACCUCUCAGACUUGAUCUAGCUCCUGAAAGGGGUGCAUAUACACGCAGUAUCAAGAAUGAAGCUACCCGGGAGGAUCCUUCAUUAGCAGGAAAUGAGGCUAGAAUGCCAGCUGCUCCAAAAGAACAAAAUGCCACAUCAAAGACAGUAUUUGUCGGAAACUUGUCAUAUAGCGUGGAAAGGGUUGAUUUGGAAAAUUUAUUUAAAGACUGUGGAGAAAUUAUUGAUAUCCGUUUAGCUACAGAUCGUGAAGGGAGGUUUAAAGGAUUUGGACAUGUUGAGUUUGCCACUCAAGAAGCAGCACGAAAUGCCCUUAAGUUGAAUGGAAACGAACUGUUGAGACAAUAUAUAAGGCUUGAUUUGGCUAAUGAAAAGAUUGUGCAUUCUUCCAGUAGCAGGGACGGCUCUGGAAGUGUUGAGUCUCAAACAGUGUUUGUAAGGGGUUUUGAUACAUCCUUAAGAGAAGAUGAGAUAAGAAAUAGCCUGGAAGAGCAUUUCAGUUCUUGUGGAGUAAUUUCAAGGAUAUCAAUUGCACGAGAUUAUGGCACCGGUUCUACUAAAGGGUAUGCUUGGUUGGACUUCAUGGAUGUUGAUGGCUUUAAUAAAGCACUAGAACUUGAUGGAAUUGAGGUUGGAGGUUAUAUAUUGUCUGUGGAGAGAAGACGACCUCGGCGUUAUAUUCAAGAUGGUAGAGGUGGCAGUGAUCAAAUAGGCGGAUGGCGUGGCGGUGAUCAAAUAGGCGGAUGGCAUGGUGGUGAUCAAUUUGGUGGAUGGCGUGGUGGUGAUCAAGUUGGUGGAUGGCAUGGAGGUGGCCAAUGGGGUCAUGGAAGAGGUUAUGCCAGCAGGUGGCAUUGAACGAACAAUAAAUUAAGCCUUGUAGCAGAAGGCCCAGAAACUAUAAUGUACGCGGCCACUUUAGACUUGAAGUUGCUAUGAUUUGCUACAACAGGAGAUGUACACUUUGGUGCCGUUUUAUGUCAUCCAGUGGCAGACAUGGCUAAAAGGCAGUGUUUGAAUGAAUCGCAAAUCAUAAGUGAUAUCUGUGGGUUCCAUGAUUUGGUAGAGGUAGGAAAUGCAUGACUGUGGGUUAUAAGAAAAGAAAGAAAGAAAGAAAGAAAGGGAAAAAAAGAAAAAGAAAUGCAUGAUUGCACUCAAAUGAAUGAAACCGUGAUAUUGAUUCAUUUAGUUUUGAGUAGUCUACUUAGGAUCAAAAAAUGUAGGUUGAAUCAUAAAGAUGGCACAUUCCAUGACUCAAGUUUAAUCUGGAUAUUUGGGCAAAAGAGAAUAAGGAACAUGAAUUUUUAGUCAUGGAUUAGAUUUGUUGAGUCAUGGAAAUUCUGAUCACUCAGGUGACGGUGAUAUAUUGCUAGAUAUGGCUAGAUGUUGUCAUUGUAAUCCCAAGGUCAUUGCCAAUGUAAUAAGAACCUUCAUGGUCGCACAAAAGAGUAGACACGGCUUUAGCAAUGGGUUAAGGGUCAUUUUUACCUUCCAACUUUACCUGAAAGGUCUAUGGGCACCGUAAACUCAACCAUAGGUCAAUUUUCUCUCUCAACGUUAAAAAGUCGCUACCUUGGUAACCCUGACGUUAACUCAUCUCUUCUCUCAUUAUGUGCGUCCUACAUUUGAAAUAUUUUUUAUUAUAAAAUAUUGCACAUUGGGUCCCACACUUGAUUUUUUAAAAUAUUUUUUAUUGUAAAAUAUUGCACAAUGGGACCCACAUAAUGGGUGAAUAAUGUCAGGGAUAUCGAGAUAGAGAAUUUCUAACAUUGAGGGGCAAUAUUGACUUAUAGUUGAGUUUAAAGUAUCCAUAGACCCUUUGGUUAAAGUUGAGGGCAAAAAUAACCCUUAACCCAUCAUGAAUUAAUUUAACACACUUAAGGUUACCGGAAAUCAUAAUGGCCUGUAUAAUAUAAUUACAUUGCCACUAUUCAAUAUUAAAUUAAUGUUAAAUUAUAUCAUAUUCAAUCUUUAGGCUUUAACAAACUAAAUUUGGUUUCAUUAUUGAUCAUGGUCAGUCUAGGCUAGUAAAUAGUGUUAUAGAAUUGUAUUUAAUAAUAUUGGUUUUAAUUAUUAGCUACAGUAAUAUUUGGCCAAUAAUUAAAGCCCAAGAAAGUUUGAUUACAUUACAUUGAGUUUAAUUAAUUAGCCACAAUCGAGUUGUGUCAAUAAUAAAAAACCAAUGCACUCUUCAU
Prosopis cineraria is the source of this 4008-nucleotide messenger RNA. Its product is annotated as nucleolin 1-like. Bases 395 to 2671 code for a protein of 758 amino acids. Gene Ontology annotation, molecular function: RNA binding. The transcript has 24 exons. The record is from RefSeq and is a predicted model, not a curated record. Lineage: Eukaryota; Viridiplantae; Streptophyta; Magnoliopsida; Fabales; Fabaceae.